This is a messenger RNA of Ananas comosus (pineapple), 2736 nucleotides long. RefSeq names its product two-component response regulator ORR24-like. Gene Ontology annotation, molecular function: DNA binding; DNA-binding transcription factor activity. Gene Ontology annotation, biological process: cytokinin-activated signaling pathway; phosphorelay signal transduction system. The transcript is spliced from 7 exons. The record is from RefSeq and is a predicted model, not a curated record. The coding region runs from base 454 to 2484 and encodes 676 amino acids. Lineage: Eukaryota; Viridiplantae; Streptophyta; Magnoliopsida; Poales; Bromeliaceae.
GCUCCUCCUCCGCCUCCCCCUCUCCCUCCCCUUCCUCCUCCUCCUCCUCCUCCUCCAUUCAACUCUUUCUCCAAAAACAUUCCUUUUUCCCUCUCUCUCUCUCUCUCUCUCUCUCUCUCUCUCUAUAUCUUUCUCUGAAACCAUUCAAAGCUCCCACCUUUCUCUCUCUUCUCUUCUCUUCUCUCUCUCUCACACACACACUUCUCCUCUGGUGAGCCCUGCUUGCGCUGUUCCUUUCAGACCCCAUCGCCUGCUCCCUUUUUGACUCUGGGGAUUAGGAAAAAGGAGGAUUUUUUUUCUCUUUCUUUUUGUUGGUGUGGGGGGGUUUGUAUUGUUUCUCUGAGGAUUUGGUCAUCUGGGUCUCCCCUGUUUCUUCUCCUUCUCCUUCUUUUUACACAUCUUGUUUGAGUUAAGGAGAGGAAGAGGAAGGGGAAGAGGAAGAGGAGGAAGAAGAUGACUGUGGAGGAGAUUAAGGUGAAGGGGGAAGGCGCCGGAGACCAGUUUCCGGUGGGCAUGCGCGUGCUCGCCGUCGACGACGAUCCCACCUGCCUCAAAUUGCUCGAGACCCUCCUCAUCAGAUGCAAAUACCAUGUUACAACAACUAGCCAAGCAAUCACUGCCCUGAAGCUGCUGCGCGAGAACAAGGACCGAUUCGAUCUGGUCAUCAGCGACGUCCACAUGCCCGACAUGGACGGUUUCAAGCUCCUCGAGCUCGUCGGCCUCGAAAUGGACCUCCCAGUGAUUAUGCUGUCCGGAAACGGCGAGACGCAGGCCGUGAUGAAGGGCAUAACGCACGGAGCUUGCGAUUACUUGUUGAAGCCCGUGCGGAUCGAGGAGCUAAGGAACAUAUGGCAGCACGUUGUUAGGAGGCGGAAGUUCGAUGGGCGAAGCCAGAGUAAUCUUGAGAACGGGGGGGAGGACGGUCAGAAGAGUAGCCAGAUCAAUCACGAAGGUGAGCAGGGUGCGGUCGACCGCAACGGGAAGCUGAAGAAGAAGAGGAAGGAGCAGAACGGAGAGGAGGAGGAGGAUUCUGACGAGAACCCGCGCGAGAAUGAGGACCCCUCGGCCCAGAAGAAGCCGAGGGUUGUUUGGUCGGUCGAGCUGCACCGCAAGUUCGUUGCCGCUGUUAAUCAGUUGGGAAUCGACAAGGCUGUUCCUAAGCGGAUUCUCGAUCUUAUGAAGGUCGAGAAGCUCACUAGAGAGAAUGUCGCAAGCCAUCUGCAGAAGUAUAGGCUCUACCUUAAGAGGCUAAGUGCUGUAACAAGCCAACAAGCUAACAUCGCCGCGGCUUUGGGAGGACGGAACCCGUCAUUUAUCCACAUGAGCUCAUUGGAAAGCUUCAGAAACUACCAUUCACUCGGAAGCACUCGGCAUCUCCCGUCAGUCGCUUCCUGCCAAGCAAAUGGGCUUCUCGGCCGGAUGAACACGCCAACUGCGUUCGGAGUGCACGGUUUGCUUCCCUCUCAGGCGGUUCAACAGAUCGCUCGAACGCAAAACAACCCAAGCAAUCACACUAAGGAUUUGGAGAAAAUCCAAGCCGCUUAUCCGCAAGGAGUUCAUCAAGGGAAUUUGUUUCAAGGGUUUCAAGAAUCAAACAAGCUUUUCUCCGCCGGUUUCAACGGUGGUGGAUUAGCUAAUGGUUCUUGCGGCGACGCUUACGCGAACGCCGCGAACGGUUCAAUGCUAGUGCAAGCGAAUAAGAUCCCGACGCAGAAUGGAGUGUUGGGCAACUCUCCUUCUUUCAGAACUCGCGUCGGAGAGGCAGCCCAGUUUCCCGAUCUUUCGCGAUGCGACAAUACUUGGCAAAGCGUCGUUUCGUCAAAGUAUCCAGCCGCCACUUUGCCAGUCAACGACUCAUUUAAUCACAACAACGAUCUAACUCCGUGUAGCAUCGGAGACAGUAUUGCUCCGAUGCCCUCGCACAUAGAAGGUGCCGUUCUCUGUGAAUCUCCGAGCAAUUUGGAGGCGGCAGUUAAUCGUAAUCCGGUGAUUGGAAGUGAUUUACGGAAUCCUAAUCCCAUUUCUUCACUUGGUGGGAGUGCGAUGCCAAUUUCAAGCCUCGGUGAAGACCCAACGACCACUUCCUUUGACUUCAGAAGCAUGUCGAAUGCGAAUCCGAGACUGGAUCAUACCGCUAAUGCAAGUACUUCUUCCUUGAGCUCCAUAUUGCCGAAUCUUCAAAUAAAUGAUCCUACUGCCCAGAAGCAGGGCUUUUGUAGCAAGCAGAUGGAUGCGAGUUUGAUAGGAGAAGCAAAUUUUGGCGCUCCGAUCCUGACGCACGAUUGGAGGAUCGACAGUAGAUCAUCUAACAGAGAUCAAAUUCAGGGCAAGGACGAUUACGCUUCGGGAAUGACCAAGUUGCAGAAUGGCCUUAGUCGCAGCAUUGACGAUAUUGUUAGCGCCAUGCUUAAAUCGGACCGCGACGAGUUUACUGCUUUCGUGGAUGGGGACAUGGGAUAUGACCUCUAUACUCUUAGUACUUGAUGAGCCGAAUCGCGAUGAAGAAAAAAAAAAAAGCUCGUUGUAUUGAUUUGCGUAGGAUUCACAAUUCCAGUCGCGAAGUUUGUAUUUAUUAAUGCCCAUUUCCUCUAUUGACUUUGUUAUUCUUCUUUUUUCUAGCAAACAAUCAUCUAGGUGAGUGUAGCAUAGGAAAUUAUGAGUUGGGAAUGUUUGGAGUUUUGUAUUAUACAAAAUAUGCUUUUAAACUAAAUGAUGCUAUGGAUGGUAUUUAUUCAA